GACGUGCUGCAAGUCUCGGUGAUAAAAACUGUUGCAUCCUCUCUUGCUUUCAGAUCCUGUGGUAACCAGCUAACGGUAGCCCAAACACAAACACACCUAAGUGCUAAAAACACAUCCGCGUGAACAUGCCGAGCUUGCCACGAACCACAAAAGAACUGGACAAUAUGACCAAGGAAGAGAAGCCACCACAAUCUCAGAGGAAUGACAUCAAGUGGCGGCUUCAGUGCAAGCUCAUGAGAAGCCCAAUGUCAGAGAAACUUAAACCUGGGGAGAGCCUGCUCUGGUCACAAUCUCUAGAAACUCUUCUUAGAUCAAAAUCUGGUAAAACAACUUUCCAGGCCUUUCUCAAGUCUGAGUUCAGCGAUGAGAAUAUUGAAUUCUGGACGACCUGCGAGGAAUUCAAGAAAAUCAAGUGCAACUCUAGACUGAACUCCAGAGCCAAGAAGAUAUUUGAACGCUACGUUCGGGCCGAAGCUCCAAAAGAGAUCAAUAUUGACCACAAAACCAGGGAGCUGAUCAAACAGAAUGUCCAAACCCCAACGAGGUAUUGCUUUGAAGAGGCCCAGAAGAUCGUCUUUAGCCUAAUGGAAAAGGACUCGUACCCCAGGUUCCUCCGUUCUGACUUCUACAGAACCCUUCUGGAAUCAGUCUCAUAAGGAUCAAGUUGUGAAAGAUACGGCUUGGGAAAAGAGACCUGGAUAACCUGGUGGCUCAUCUUUAAGGACUAUAGCACAAGAGCUCAAUAAGGACAAAGGCAAGGGCUGGCCCUGACCCUGGGCUUGGACAUCUGGACUGAUCUGGAUUCUGGAUACACAGAACUCUGACAUUGGUCACUCCUGCAGCUGGAUUGACCUCUUCUACCUACAUCUGUUGCCCUACUGCCUUGCUCUUCUGCUACACUACAUAAAUGGAUGAGUAACAUGCCCCAAAAGCUAAACGAGCUGUCAUUGGAACUAUAAUGCGAAGUUCAUGAGCUACUUGGUAAUUUCUGUAAGAUGAGAAAAGUCCCCAUGGUUAGCUUUGUAUACCACUUCCACCGAUAAGAUGUUAUCAUAAGCUAGUUUAACACUGUGAAAUUUCAGCAGACUUUUGAGAUUAUUAUUUGUCUCACAGUACACAAUGAUGAAAGUCAUUUCUGGGCCAAAUUCUAUAACAGUCUACGCAAUUACUCAUGAUAAUGCAUGUGAGAUUCUAUGAUAAAAAGUACUAUUAUCAUGUUCUGCUUACAUCAUCAAUCAGCGUGAUCUGAGGUCAUGGAGAAAGUGACCCAGUUUUCCUGUUGGUGGAUUUUAGAUGAGCAUUGAGCAACGCUCACACUUUCGGACACUGACAGAAAUUUGUGGUCAAACAUGUUUGAUCACAAUGGAACUAAACUGUCCACCAGUGAGCACAUCAGCUUGUGUGUUGUAAGCCUGCUGAUUUUAACUCACAGUUGAAGAAUUCUUUAAUGAUUCCAAUUUUGUCCAUGACAGUAAAAUCAAGCGGAAAACCGUAAAGUGUAAACCCGGCUUUAAUUGCACAAUAAGCAGAUAACAUUUCAAAUGAGCAAUAUUUUUUUAUAUGUUUUAUAUGGCAGCAUAAUUGUGGUGAGAUAAUUAUUUCCUUUUUUACCAAACUGGAAGAGAAGCAUGGGCAGAGGUCUAGAUAAAAGUACUAGUAGUUCAUUGGACUAAGUUGCCUUUUUUUUUUUUUUUUUUUUUUUUUUUAAAGACAUGAGUACUGGAACUGAAAAUGUUUUUGGGCUCUUUUUAUAUAAAAAAAAAAAAGUCAGUUGAAAGGAGUUAUUUCUACUUGUACAUGUAAACAAGACAGGUUAAUCACAUUCACUAGCUCUCUUAUGGAGGUGAAGAAAUAACUUCUAUGUAAAUGGUGCAUAAGGUAUGAAUUUUAUAUACUGUAUAUAUGUAUAUGUUUUAAAACGUAUGACUUUUAUAUUAAAUUAUGGCUCCAUUGCGGAGACUUUUGUACUGGUUAAUGUUGGACUUUGAAGGGAUUUUAGGAUCUCCAGAGAGAAGAAUUGAAAGGACUUGUCUCCUAAGAAAAUGGCCUAAUUACAUCCAGUAACCCACUUAGACAGCUUAAGAAAUUCUUUAGUGUAAAAGCUCUGACUUUUAUGUACUGUUUUAUGUACUAUAUUUGUUCAUGGUUUUAAAUUAUGAUUUCAUUAUGGACAUUUAUUUGGGUAUUUCACUGGUUGAAAUUCCCCAGUAUAUAUCUGUGGAGACUUCUCUAACUCUUACUAAGACAUAAUGAAUAAAUGCAAAACUUACAAGAA
Pangasianodon hypophthalmus (striped catfish) is the source of this 2275-nucleotide messenger RNA. It is a transcript of the gene rgs13a, whose product is annotated as regulator of G protein signaling 13. The coding region runs from base 126 to 656 and encodes 176 amino acids. The record is from RefSeq and is a predicted model, not a curated record. The transcript is spliced from 5 exons. Lineage: Eukaryota; Metazoa; Chordata; Actinopteri; Siluriformes; Pangasiidae.